Molecule: messenger RNA, 2583 nt
Organism: Darwinula stevensoni
Lineage: Eukaryota; Metazoa; Arthropoda; Ostracoda; Podocopida; Darwinulidae
Source: the annotation of a GenBank genome assembly
AUGAAAGACCUGCUCACCGCCGUCGCGGGGCAGUUCGGUCUCGUCUUCCGGUCCGAGCGCAUCCCAUCCACUGGGUUCACCAUGUGGGCUUCCUUCACCUUCCGCAUUCUCGUCGUGGCUCUGGUGUUCGAGUAUGUUCUUACUCAGAGCACCACAGCUAAACCGGCGCAACAACCGGCACAGCAACCACAAAAGUCGGGUAAUACCACGGCUACUGCCAGUCCCAGAUCCCUGCUGGGUUCGUACGACUCUUCAUCCUAUGGAGGACAAUCUUAUGGAGGAAAAUACGAAGCUGAACCGUAUGGAGGUAAUUCAUAUGGUGGAAACUCAUAUGGAGAUAAUUCAUACGGGAAACCAGAGUCGUACUCCGAACCCGUUGCGGAAUACCAGCCACCCGCUGCAUACGAACCUCCACCCCAGCCCGAAUACAAGCCGCCUCCACCGAAAACCAUCAAAUACUCUCCUCCCGUUAAGAUAUUGGACUGUAAGGUGGUCUGCCAUGGAGACUAUAUGGUGAUCACCUUCAAAUUCUCUGGUCCCUUCUACGGCAUCAUCUAUCCUUACGGCCAAUACGACUGCGUCGUGUUCCGGGGACAAGGAGAGACGGUUUGCGAGAUCACUCUGCCCAAGAACCUCUGCGCGGCCAAGGGAUACAAACCCCCAGCUGUGGCACCAUACAGCUCGGAAUACCUGAGACAUCAUAUCAUGGUCCAAUUAGACAAGAACUUCGUGGGUGCAUGGGACGUGCACGUGAUUGCUAAAUGCGACAAGCCCCAAGGUUACCAAAAAAAGGCGACAUUCGAAUUCUUCACGAUUGACAAGCAGCCUGUUAUGCUGUCUGGGAAACUGCUGGGUGCAGCCAAGCUGACGUACGAGAUCCUGCAAGGACACGGAAACUACCUGCGUCCUCUGACUGGACCCGUUCUCCUUGGAACUCCACUCACUCUGCUCUUCAAGCUAACAGAGCCCUACUUGGAUAUCGACAUGAACAUCUUGUCUUGCUGGGCUGCAGAAGGAAAGCCGAGCAAGCAAUUCGUCCAGAAUCCAAACUACGGCGUUGCCUCACCCGAAAUCCAGGUCAUCAGCAACGGUUGUUCCACUCAACCGAAGCUCUUCGAGCAUUCCACGAAGUCGAGCGACGGCGGCUACGGAGGCUCGAAGACGGUGACGACCAAGAUCCCCUUCCAGGCUUUCCGCUUCCCCAGGUCGGACUGCGUCAUCAUCCGAUGCGAGGUUCAGAUCUGCUAUGGGAAGUGUACCGUUUACGAGACCUGUCCCAUCUACAAGCCAGAGGAAUACCAGCUUCCUGCAUACCCUACACCCGAAGGCUACAAGGCUCCAUCUUACGACGCCAAACCCGAAUCUUACGAUUCUUCCUACUCCAAACCAGAAUCGUACGAUUCUUCCUACUCCAAACCAGAAUCGUACGAUUCCUCCUACGCAAAACCGGAAUCUUACGAUUCUUCCUACUCCAAGCCGGAAUCGUACGACUCUUACGCCAAACCCGAGUCAUACGAUAAGCCUGCAUAUCCAAAGCCCGAGUCUUAUGAGAAGCCUGCUUAUCCGAAGCCCGAGUCUUACGAGAAGCCUGCAUACCAGGCUCCUCCAAGCUACGGCGCUCCCCCGGCAUAUGGAGGUCAGUCUAAUUCUUAUGGAUCUGGCUAUAAUGCGCAGCCGAGCUCUUAUGACUCUGCUCCAUCAGGUUCAUAUGGUGGCCAAUCUGGUUAUGCCGCACCCGAGUCCUAUAAGGCACCUUCCUAUGGAUCCGGUUCAUCUGGCUAUGCUGCUCCUGAAUCCGGCUACAAAGCUUCACCUGGCGCUUACCCUGCACCCAAGCCCAGCUAUUCCGCCCCGAGCAACACCUUCAGCCCUAUUACCUAUGGAGGAAACGCGAAGCCUUACAGUCUGUCCGACAACAUCGCUGACAGGCGCAAGAGGCACAUCGGUGAAAUCUUGGAGACCGUUAUCAUUGAGCAUGUGAUCCAGAUGGAAAACCCCGCCCCCCAGGAACUCCGAGUCAUGGGAACCAAGAGCAAGCCUGUUCGUUCCACUGGCAACGUCCUCAUGGAAGUCGGUUCCUCUCAACUCAACGCCAUCUGCGAUAGCGAUAAGAUCGUCCUGCAACUCUCCUCUGCCAAGCCAUUCAACGGCACCCUCAGCCUAUUCGCACCCGGAGUUGAGGACUGCGAGGCUCACGCCCACUCCGUCGAGAAGGUCUACACCGAGCUCUCCCUGUCUCCGAAGACUUGCUCCAAGCGCCCGGAAGUCUUCAUGGCUGCUCUGAUUGCCGGUGACGUCGCCGAGGAAACCAUCUUCGAAUGCCAGAUGUUCUAGCUUGGAUUCAUUCCUCCGGCUCUAACGACCUUUCCACGUGGUUUUUAAUCGGAGAAUUUAACCGGGGAAAUCUUGAAAAGAUAGAUAUAUUAGGAAAAUAUAUCUUCUGAAGAAUAUAGACAGUUGUAUUUCUUUUGACUUCUCUCUCUUUUUGUGAUUCGAACACGGAAGAAUUCUCUGAUGACUAUUUGAUACACUUCCUCGUUCUUCUCUUCCUGUGGUUACAUAUAUUGGCUAUUUCGCUUGCGA